Messenger RNA from Vespa velutina, 1271 nucleotides. RefSeq names its product nitric oxide synthase-interacting protein homolog. Gene Ontology annotation, molecular function: ubiquitin protein ligase activity. The transcript has 5 exons. Gene Ontology annotation, cellular component: nucleus. NCBI's taxonomy places the organism in Eukaryota, Metazoa, Arthropoda, Insecta, Hymenoptera, Vespidae. The coding region runs from base 329 to 1198 and encodes 289 amino acids. The record is from RefSeq and is a predicted model, not a curated record.
UACUAAAUGAUACACCAAACGAUAAAAUCGAGAGAAGGAGGGGUAGUAUUUCCCUAACUAACCUUUUCUAGUUUUUAUUUUCACCGUAUUAGUUGCUGAGGUAACGCACUAGUUGAACGAGAUAUAGUGGGCAGAUGUGAUGUACGCUUCCGUUAAUUAUAAAUAGGACAAAUUUAUCCAAUUAGUUUGUUGUGAUUCGUAUAGAUUUAUCUUCAUAUAAACUCAUGCAAAAAGAUUCAAGUAUAUGAGUGCAUAUUAAAUAAAUUCGAAUUUUCGCAUUUAAUAGUUCAGUAAAAAGCUCACAAUCAAGAAAAAAUUAACUAAAAUAAUGACGAGACACGCGAGAAAUUGUACUGCUGGCGCUGUUUAUACUUAUCACGAGAAGAAAAAAGAUGCAAGUGCUUCAGGUUACGGUACCAAUACACAAAGAGUUGGGAAAGAUUCUGUAAAGGAUUUUGAUUGUUGUUGCCUUACUUUACAACCUUGUAGAGAACCUGUAGUAACAAAAGAUGGUUAUCUCUUUGAUAAAGAAGCGAUAUUAGAGUAUAUUCUAACGAAGAAAAGAGAAUAUGGUAGAAAAUUAAAAGAAUAUGAAAAACAGAAACAUAAGGAAGAGGAGGAGUUACAUGAACGAACUGUAAACGAGGAGCUAUUAAAAUUGCAAAACUUUUUAAAAAGUGAAAAAAAUAUUGUUUCAAGGACCAAAUCCAAAACAAAUCAAUCAAAUACGUCGGUUUCAAAUAUGAGCAACGGAAAAGAUAAAGCAUUACCUAGUUUCUGGAUUCCUUCUAAAACACCCGAAGCAAAAAAAAUAAAAUUACAAAAGCCUAAUAAAACAGUUUAUUGUCCUCUCAGUGGUAAACCUUUGAAACUAAAUGACCUUAUUUCUGUUAAAUUUACUGAAGUUAAAGAUCCAGAUGAUAACAAGUCACUUAUAGUAAAACAAGCACGAUAUAUGUGUCCUAUUACUCAUGAUAUUUUGAGUAAUAGUGUUCCUUGUGCAGUAAUUAAAACAACUGGUCAUGUUAUCACAAUGGAGUGUGUUGAAAAAAUAAUAAAAAAGGAAUGGAUUAAUCCAUUGGAUGGUUCAAAAUUAACAGAAGCAGAUAUUAUAUGUCUACAAAGAGGUGGCACAGGUUAUUCAGCUGUAAAUGACUCUUUAGAAGGUAAACACGAAAGACCAGUAUUGCAAGCUUAAAUAUAUAAAAAAUAAUUUGGUUGUAAAUAUGUAAUUUAUAAAAUUUACAAUAAAAAAUGUAUUAAUCCAACAA